Molecule: messenger RNA, 294 nt
Organism: Symbiodinium necroappetens
Lineage: Eukaryota; Dinophyceae; Suessiales; Symbiodiniaceae
Source: the annotation of a GenBank genome assembly
GAGGCCCUCUCCUUCAAGAAGUUUGAGAAGGACCACAAAAAGACGGAUCGGGUCCGAAGUCAUCAGAUGAGCCUAGACCGGGUCACGUCUGCAUCCGCAGCAACUCUGCGGGGGCAGGGAUGGUUACCCGGUGCUGAUGCCAAAGAAGCAGUGUUGCCCUCGGAGAUCGGUGUGAAGAGGAGAGCGGACGAGCAGGAGGGGGAGGUGGAGCUGAAAGGCAGAGGUAAGGGCCAGGAAAAGGGUGGCGACAAGGGAAAGGGCAAGGGCAAGAUGACCGUCAAGGACGGGAUCUGA